Messenger RNA from Colletotrichum godetiae, 858 nucleotides. RefSeq lists its product as uncharacterized. The record is from RefSeq and is a predicted model, not a curated record. The transcript has 3 exons. The coding region runs from base 1 to 744 and encodes 247 amino acids. NCBI's taxonomy places the organism in Eukaryota, Fungi, Ascomycota, Sordariomycetes, Glomerellales, Glomerellaceae.
AUGGCUGCAGCAAUCAGUACGGAGUUUCGUCGCAUCUCAAAAUCGCUUCAGUGCUUUAAUCCAAUGUUCGCAAUGAAUCUAUUCACUGACUUUAUCAAGUUCACAUCAUUACACUGUCAGCCUCCAAAUAGCAAUAUCCGCCCGGCCGUAGGCAACCCAGAAGAUGCCUUUCCCGCACCUGUUCGCGCACCGGUCGCAAGCAUGAUGCCAGACAUAGCGGGCGACAUCGAGCACACCCUGCCCAGCAUCUACUCUAUCACCGGUCAUCGCCGUGACGCUGAUGUCGAGACACUUUUCCAGCUGCGAAUCGAGGGGAAAGACGGACGACAAGCUUGGGUCCCUGAGAGGGCUGUUCAAGAGGAUUCAGAAAUGGCGCUUUUCGCCUACUGGAACAGCGUCGCGGAUGGGCGUUUGGGCGCAAUGGCCCACAAAGACCUUUGGCAUCCUUUCAGGAUCGAGGGUCAUAGAAAGACUCAUAGGGGUGGUCAGCUAUUGGUUUACUGGGUGGGGUCGCCUGAUCGGUCUUGGCAAUACGAGAGAGUCAUUAGGAAGGCUGGUCCAAAGCUCGUCGAGGACUACUGGGAUUCUAUACGGCAACAUCAGAAACAGGACCAAAUUAUCCUUAGUGCGAGACAAUCAGCUCGUCGUCGACAUAGAAAGCGGAAGAUAUGUCAAAACCAUGCAAGGUCAAACAGGAUAACCGAGAAACACGCGUCCCCAAGGCGAUCGAGGCAGCCGACAUAGGGCGGAUAAGCUUGUGCAAUCUCGUAGAGGAAACUGUCUUUCUUGCGUUCAUAGAUGGGAAGAACGCCGCUACAACUUAAUUUUCAGGCACUGCACCAUUCGGAUAAUAAUUCC